Molecule: messenger RNA, 732 nt
Organism: Prunus dulcis (almond)
Lineage: Eukaryota; Viridiplantae; Streptophyta; Magnoliopsida; Rosales; Rosaceae
Exons: 2
Coding region: 3-524 (173 amino acids)
Source: RefSeq, a predicted model, not a curated record
GAAUGAAAUGGCUUAUCCACACAGUACCAUGUUUGUGUAGCAGGAGACACGUGUACGCCAACAUCUCAGCAUUGUCAUUUCUUCUGCUCUUCUUCAUAAUCCAUAUGCCUUGGAAACUUCCUUCAUUUGUCUGUGUCUUAAUGCAAUCUGAGAGCUGGUGUUCGGCCAUGAGAGGCCAUCUUUUUCCUCUGCACACCUUCUCAUCAAGGUCGUCCUCACUUUUGAGGUCCUUAACAGCAUGCCACAACCAGAGGUACCAUAGCAGUCAAGUUAGCAAGGGAGAGCACAGCAGCCACAUGAAUAUGGAAGAGAGAGCACCUUCAACAGCUGAGGAGUUCAAAAGAGUUGCUGAGGAGAAGCUGAAGAAGACAGAGCAAGGUGUAGCCAGUCAAACUGCUGACAAGACAUGUGAUGUGACAGAGGAGACUACCUUGGGUGACUCUAGCGUUGACUCUGUCAAGAACAGGUACAAGCAACAUGAACCUGGUGCUGCUGAUUACAGAAGGAGGUCACAUGAUGACUGAAUAAUUUUGAUUCCCUAAUCAAUACUUUAGUUUUGAUUUUCUGAGCAAUAAAAGAAAAUCUGGAUAUCAUAAAGAUUAAGAGCCAAGGGAAGCCAGAUUGUGUAAAUUAUAUAUCCAAGAACUCAACUUCAACUUGGUUGAGGAGUGUUAAUAUAAACCUUCAAUCUUUGAGCUCAUUUAUAUGGUAGCAAGCAAUUGCACUUGUGUA